AUGUGGAAUGAAAAGCCGAGUUUCACGUUUGAGAUUGACAACUUCUGGGAGAAGGAAGGUGGCAUACCUUCUCACGUAUUCGUGGCUGACGGAUGCGAAUGGUUUCUUAAUAUUUGGCCCAAGGGACAUCGUCUUAUUGGUGAUCACUUGGCUGCGUACCUCUACGUUGCAAAUCAACAAUCACUAGGCACAGGAUGGAAAAGGACAGCUAGUUACUACUUUACUUUGAAUCAAUCCGACAAAGAGCUCUGCAGAUCAUCUGUUAUAGAAAGCAAAGUGUUUGACGCUGAGUCUCUAUCAUUGGGCUUCGGAAAGUUAUUUCCUCGUAGCAAGCUUAAGGAGAAAUUCUUUAUGGGAAAGGACAGUGUCAUCAUUGAAGUCUACAUUAAUGUGAUUGAAGCUGUGGAUGGAGAAAGCGAAGAUGUGACAGAGAAAGAGACUGUGGAUAUCAACGGUUUUCAGGUUUCUGCUUCUCAGAUUGCUUUAGUGAGGAAAAUAUUCGCAGAGCAGCCAGACAUUGCAUUAGGUUUCAAACCAAAGAACCAAGUGGUGAGGACAGCAUACAUGAAUGUCCUUCUUGACCUCAUCAAUACACUAAACAAGCCUUCAAAGAGUCACUCAGAGACUGAGCUAAUCAUCUCUCAGGGAGAGUUGCGUGAGCUGGAAGAAGUGGGUUUCGAGAUUGACUGGUUGAAGUUAAAGUUUGAUAAUGUAUUCUUGGAGAGGAAGAAAGAUGAUGAUUAUGGUUCAAGGGUCCAACAACUUGAAGAACGUGUGAAGAAUCUUGAGCAGAUGGAAGAGAAGGUGGAAUCUUUGAAAAGAAAGGUUGAUGAGGUUCUUUUGGUGAGGGAGAAAGCAAAAGCUGUUGAGCCUUGGCUCAAAAAACUUGAUGAAUACGUCAAGAACUUUGUGUUUACCGCUGAGAAGCCAGCAUGGGGCAUCGAAAAAACAUUUCCUCUUAGCCAGCUUGAGGAGAAGUGCUUUAUAGAGAAGAACAGUCUCAUCAUUGAAGUAUACAUUAAUGUUGCUUCAGUUAGGAAGAUAUUCGCAGAGCAGCCAGACAUUGCAUUAGGUUUCAAACCAAAGAACCAAGUGGUGAAGACAGCGUACAUGAAUGUCCUUCUUGGUGUCAUCAAUAGACUAAACAAGCCUUUACAGAGCCACUCAGAGUCUGAGCUAAUCACCACUCACGGCGAGUUGAGUGAGCUGGAAGAAGUGGGUUUCAAGAUUGACUGGUUGAAGUCAAAGCUUGAGAAUAUUUUCUUGGAAAGGAAGAAAGAUGGUUCUGAUGGUUCCAGGGUCCAACAACUUGAGGAACGUGUGAAGAAGCUUGAGCAGAAGAAAAUCAAGAUGGCCUCUUUGAAGAGAAAGGUUGAUGAGGUUCUUUUGGAGAGGAAGAAAGCAAAAGCUGAUGAGCCUCGUGUCGAAAAUCUUGAGGAACGCGUCAAGAACCUUGAGGUGAUGGAGUCAAGCUUCAAGAUGGACUGUUUGAAGUCGAAGCUUGAGAAUGUUUCCUUGGACAAGAAGAAAGCCGAUGAUGCUGAUGGGUCUAGAGUCCAACAACUUGAGGAGAGCGUCAAGAAUCUUGAGACGAUGGUGUCCGAUCUCAAAGCAAAACUGGACGAGGGGAAGGCUAAGUCUUCUUCCGAUGAAUUUUUGUUGGUCUAA
This is a messenger RNA of Eruca vesicaria subsp. sativa (arugula), 1668 nucleotides long. The record is from the annotation of a GenBank genome assembly. Lineage: Eukaryota; Viridiplantae; Streptophyta; Magnoliopsida; Brassicales; Brassicaceae.